CUCAACUGCUCUGUACAACUUGUGAUAAGAUAAAAUUUCUUUCUUUAGCUUAGCUUAACAGAAGAGUGGAGUAUUGGGAAGAAGGUGAGAGCAACUGAGGAAAGGACUGGAGGCAACCAUUUUGGCAAAAUGCUGGGAAUUUUAACUCGGGGAGCAUCAAAAUCAGCUUCAAGAAGUUCGUUCCCAUGGCGGAAAACAAUUCCUGUGAUCAAUCCCCCCAGCCGAAACUUCUGCAUAAGCGUCCUACCCGAUACGCUAGACCGCAGCUCAGAGUUAUUCUCCACAAAUUCUAAGGCCAUGAACGAUCUCGUCUCUCAGCUCAACUCUCAUAUCCGGAAGGUGACGGAAGGUGGAGGACCUGGAGCCGUCAACAGAAACCGUAGCAGGAAUAAGCUUCUUCCAAGGGAGAGAAUAGAUCGUCUUCUCGACCCUGGUUCUUCUUUCCUAGAGCUUUCUCCACUUGCAGGUCACGAAUUGUAUGAAGAAAAAUUACCUUCUGGUGGAAUAAUUACUGGAAUAGGGCCUGUGAAUGGAAGGCUUUGUAUGUUCGUUGCAAAUGACCCUACUGUCAAAGGUGGGACUUAUUUCCCCAUCACUGUAAAGAAACAUCUUAGAGCACAAGAAAUUGCUGCACAAUGCAAACUACCCUGUCUGUAUCUUGUUGACAGUGGAGGGGCUUUCCUUCCUAAACAAGCUGAGGUUUUUCCGGACAAGGAGAAUUUUGGCAGAAUAUUUUACAACCAGGCAGUGAUGUCAUCUGAAGGUAUUCCUCAGAUUGCAUUGGUUUUAGGCUCUUGUACAGCUGGUGGAGCUUAUAUACCUGCAAUGGCUGAUGAAAGUGUUAUGGUCAAAGGAAAUGGUACCAUAUUUCUUGCUGGACCGCCUCUUGUUAAGGCUGCAACUGGAGAAAUAGUUUCAGCCGAAGACCUUGGCGGUGCAAAUGUUCAUUGUAAAACCUCUGGUGUUUCCGACUACUUUGCCCAAGAUGAACUCCAUGCUCUUGUAAUUGGGAGGAACAUUGUCAAGAAUUUGCACAUGGCGAGAGGCCAACAAAAAGGCCAAACUCCAACAACAACCCCAACUGAUUUCAAAGAGCCAUUGUAUGAUGUGCAAGAACUUCGUUCCAUUGCACCAACAAACCUCAAACAGUCUUUUGACACCCGAUCAGCAAUCGCUCGCAUAGUUGAUGGAAGUGAAUUCGAUGAAUUCAAAAAGCUAUACGGCACUACACUUGUAACAGGUUUUGGGCGAAUUUAUGGGAAUCCGGUCGGAAUCAUUGGAAACAAUGGGAUAUUGUUUAGUGAGUCUGCUUUAAAAGGAGCACAUUUUAUUGAACUGUGCUGUCAGCGUAACAUUCCUUUGAUCUUUCUUCAGAAUAUUACGGGAUUUAUGGUGAGCCUCUUUUAUUUUAUGUACCUCUCAAAUUGAGGAUUUCAAUUGAUCUACUCUCUUGAAAAGAAAAUGUGGGCAACUUACAGUCUCUGAGUAAAAAGAGAGUAAUUUCCUGACUCUGAAGUUCCCGUAUGGCAACGGCUUUUAAAAAACUGAAAGUUCUUUUGAGACGCUAAAACAGUGUUUCCUAUUGUGGAAUGCCGUUUUUUAUUCAGAGAGCAUGUUACCGAUGUAACUGGAAGUGCUUUUGGAAAGCACAUUUUUUAUUGCUUUUAACUUUCCCAAAGCUUUUCCAUCAUUUUGGCUUGGGAAUAUGUUGGAAUAAAGCAAAAUGAUUCACUAAACUAUUUACGCUUCUUUGUUAUGAAGCAGCAGUCAGUCCAUGCAAUUUUCGACGCGAUUUUCACAAUGGAUCAUCUGGGAACAGUCUUUCCCUGCUUUAGUGCAGGGGUAAGACUGCGCACAUCCAACCCCCCUUAUCCCACCGUAGGUGGGAGCGUUUGCGGCAUUGGGUUGGCUCUAAAUCAGAAGCAAAUGGUAUAGCAAAAGCUGGAGCCAAAAUGGUGAUGGCAGUUUCAUGUGCAAAGGUCCCUAAAAUAACGGUGGUUGUUGGGGGAAGCUUCGGGGCUGGAAAUUAUGCAAUGUGUGGUCGUGCCUACAGUCCGGAUUUUAUGUUUCUAUGGCCAAAUGCUAGAAUAUCAGUCAUGGGAGGUGCUCAGGCUGCUGGUGUACUCUCUGGGAUAGAAAAGGCCAACAAGAAGAGGCAGGGAAUUGAGUGGGGGAAGGAAGAAGAGGAAAGGUAUAAGGCAGAGGUUGAAGAGAAAUAUGAGAGAGAGGGUGAUCCCUACUACUCCACAGCUAGACUGUGGGAUGAUGGCGUGAUUGAUCCCGCUGACACUAGAAGAAUCCUAGGUCUUUCCCUCUCUGCCACUUUGAACCGCGGCGGGCAUCCUCAGACAACCAAAUUUGGUGUCUUUAGAAUGUGAUGUGAUGAUAUAUGCAUAUCCAGAUCUCAUCCUAAAAAAAGAAUAUUAAAAAUAUUAAAAAUCGUUUAUUUCCUUGUGGACUUGUGACAAAGAAUACAGAACUCGUGUUGAGGAAGCGGUCCAGUCCAAUUGAUUGCUGACUCACUCUCCACUCUCCCUUCUGGGAAGUCUUGAGUUCGAAACUCCAAGGAAGCAUUUUUAUCUCUAUUUAUCUCAGGCCUCACAUCCCCCUCUCCCCGACCCCUGGGUAAAAAAAAGAGAAAAAAACAGGAUUUGUGUUGUGUAUAUUUCAUUUUAUUAUUUUUUAUUAUCCACACUAACGUUCAUCGGUUGUUGUGAAACUCCAUGUCUAAAUAUGCCAUCGAAGUCCUUUCAAUUUUCAACUCGAACUAGGAACUACCUGUCUAUCUGACAUAAGCUCAAAAUGUAUGCAUAGGUCUCCA
Messenger RNA from Cuscuta epithymum, 2821 nucleotides. The record is from the annotation of a GenBank genome assembly. Lineage: Eukaryota; Viridiplantae; Streptophyta; Magnoliopsida; Solanales; Convolvulaceae.